AGAAGCUGUUGGACCAAAGUCCUGUGGAAAUUGCAUGGUCUAGGGGAGACGAAGCAGAGCAGCUUUUUCUCCUUCUGCAGUCACCUUCACCACUUACAACACAAGCUCCAUCCAGAUCUAUUGUUCGUCCUUGGCUGUUUCAGGAGAAAUGUAAGAGAGCAGCUCUGGGCAUUCACAUUUACUUGGCAGAAGCUCUGUGGACCCACCCCUGUAGCUGAACACUAUCAGCAGAGGGAAUGUUCAACUACCUCCGGAAACGCUUUACCAGCCACAUCAGAGAACGCAGUCGGCGAAGAGCAAGGCUUGUCUCCAAAGAUGGAAGGUGUAACAUAGAGUUUGGCAAUGUAGAACAGUCAAGGUUUGUCUUUUUGAUUGAUAUAUGGACAACUAUCCUGGAUCUCAAGUGGAGAUACAAAAUGACUAUCUUCAUUUCAGCGUUCUUAGGCAGCUGGUUUCUGUUUGGUCUCCUUUGGUACGUUGUGGCAUACAUACACAAAGAUCUUCCAGAAUUCAAUCCUUCCAUAAAUCACACCCCCUGUGUUGAGAAUAUCAACGGCCUGACUUCAGCUUUCCUGUUCUCCUUGGAGACCCAGGUAACCAUCGGUUACGGCUUCAGAUGCGUCACAGAACAAUGUGCCACUGCCAUUUUCCUGCUCAUCUUCCAGUCUAUCUUGGGGGUAAUCAUCAAUUCUUUUAUGUGUGGUGCCAUCUUGGCCAAGAUAUCGAGGUCCAAGAACCGGGCUAAGACUAUCACCUUCAGCAAACACGCUGUCAUCAGCAAACGCGGUGGGAAGCUCUGCCUCCUUAUUCGGGUGGCAAACCUCAGGAAGAGUCUGCUGAUUGGGAGCCACAUCUAUGGGAAGCUUCUGAAGACCACCAUUACCCCAGAAGGAGAGACAAUCAUUUUGGACCAGGUCAACAUAGAAUUUGUAGUUGAUGCUGGCAAUGAGAAUCUCUUCUUCAUUUCCCCAUUAACUAUUUAUCAUAUCAUAGAUAAGAACAGCCCAUUCUUCCACAUGGCAGCAGAGACCAUCCUGCAGCAAGAUUUUGAACUGGUGGUGUUUUUAGAUGGCACUGUUGAAGCCACCAGUGCUACCUGCCAAGUGAGGACAUCCUACAUCCCAGAAGAGGUGCUCUGGGGUUAUCGCUUUGCUCCCAUUGUGUCCAAAACCAAAGAAGGGAAAUACAGAGUAGACUUCCAGAACUUCAGCAAGACAGUGGCUGUGGAGACUCCCCACUGCGCCUUCUGUCUCUACAAUGAGAAAGAAGCUAAAGCCAAAGAGAAGAAAGGUUAUGACAAUCCUGGUUUUGUCUUGUCAGAAGUUAGUGAAACCAGUGACACAAAAAUGUAGUUCCAGAUAUUCACAGGACUGUAUAUUUUCUUAUAAUGAAUUUGAUCUUGAGAGGAUUAAUAACUUAGUAAAACAAAAAUGAAACACACAGGUUUGGUUUUACUCUAAAACAGCAUUUAUCUUCUCAAAAGACUCAAAAUCAAAGAGGACCAGAGUACCAGUGAUCUUCAGAACACUAUUUAACUAUGCGCUAUAUAUAUAUUUCAUAGAAUUUAUAUUUUUAUACCUAUGGGACAUUUAAUGAAGCUGCUAUGUUAGAGUGCCCAACUCAUUUAAGUUCCCAAAGUCACGAAGUCUGUUGAAAAGCCUGAACAGAUAGUGAGAAGCUUUAGGACUUGAUAAAGAAUCAGAGCUGCUGGAAAGAGAACAUCAAAAGGGGAUACAGAAGGCAGAACUAAAGAAG
This is a messenger RNA of Cuculus canorus (common cuckoo), 1755 nucleotides long. RefSeq names its product potassium inwardly rectifying channel subfamily J member 1 (gene KCNJ1). Bases 237 to 1352 code for a protein of 371 amino acids. The record is from RefSeq and is a predicted model, not a curated record. Gene Ontology annotation, cellular component: plasma membrane. Lineage: Eukaryota; Metazoa; Chordata; Aves; Cuculiformes; Cuculidae. Gene Ontology annotation, molecular function: ATP-activated inward rectifier potassium channel activity. Gene Ontology annotation, biological process: regulation of monoatomic ion transmembrane transport; potassium ion import across plasma membrane. The transcript is spliced from 3 exons.